AUGACGAAGCGAAAUCUCCGACUGAAGGAGUCGACACUGGGGGAAGACGCUGAGCAAUACUACCAGAAGAGGAUUCGAGAUCUGGAGUCGGUGAAUGAAAGUCUCAAGGGCGAUGUGGAAGAGCUAAGAUCGAAAUUGGCUGAUGUUUCAAUUAGUUCUUCUGUUGGUACCUUACAGCCUAGCAGAGAGUUUUCUCAUAAGUCUAUUGCUACAAAAGAGGAGGCUAUGAGCUCAAGGAGCAAGUCAAACUUGCGCUCGAUUUGCUCAGGAAAGAAGCAUAAAACUGAGAGUUAUGUAAAACUGGUCGAUUGCGAAGUCCAAAAAUUAAAGGCGCAGAAGGUUAAGUUGCAGUGCAAGAUCAAGCUAGACUCUAUGCAAUUCAGACUAUCGAAAGCUUCACUAGAAAAGGAAACUCUUCAGCUCAAAAAAGAGCUAAGGAAGAGCGAGUUUGAGAAACAUGUCCUGUCUGCUUUGAACAAGCGCCAGAAGCUGAUUUUGCAGCUGAAGAAUACACAAGCUUUGACAGCCCUGAAGCGCCUAAAAUCGCUGCUGCAAUCUAAAAGGACCUCUUCGAACAAAAAUAAAGGUCCACCAAAAGGAACAAUCUCCAAGAUUCAGGAAUCAAGUAAUGAAGUGGGGCUACUAAAGAAGUUGAACAAGAUUCAUUCUGAUUACGAACGCCAAAUGAAAGAAAUAGCUGAAGAGGUAAAGAGAUUCACCUUGGAGGCAAGUGUGUUGAAGGCAGAAUUUGAGGGAGAGCAAAAUUCCUGCUCCGCGUCAUGUGGCAAUGUAAUCAACCAGACCCCGAUGGACUCGGAACUAAAGGAACUUAAAGAGGAAUUUAACAAACUGAGUACUCUUGUCAGCCAGAUGGAAAUGACCAAUUCUCAACUCAGUGAAACAAAUAGAGUUCAGAGCGGACCAGCUGAAUACUCUGUUAGCAGCAAGGAUACUAACGAUGAAUCAAACUUGGAGCUUUCUCAACCGAAAACUUCUGAUGAAACUAGCUCCAAUACCAACGAUCAAUCUAAUUUGGAUUCAUCUCAACUCAAAACUUAUGAGGAAACGCUCUGCAAUACCAAACAUCAAUCAGACUUAGAGCAAUCUCAAGUGAAAUAUUUAGAGGAAGCACUUCGCAAAAAGGAUCCGAACAAAGCUGAGGUGUGUUGCUCUUGUACUAAGAAGUCUCUUUGUAAGACCAGAAAUUGCAAAUGCAGAGCAAAUGGAAGUGGGUGCGGUAUCUCCUGUGGCUGCAUAGCCUCCAAAUGUAGCAACCGAGAAGAAAGCUUAAGAUCCGAUAAAGCAAUGCAAGCAUUAGAUGGUAAGACGCCUGUUGGGAUUAGCCAUGACGACAACAAAGAAGCAACCAAAAAACCAUUACGUGAUAUAGCGAAUAUACAAGAAGCUGGAAAAGUUGGUAAGUUAAGAAAAGUGCAGAAACGAGUUGCUAAGAAGUAA
Messenger RNA from Thlaspi arvense, 1458 nucleotides. NCBI's taxonomy places the organism in Eukaryota, Viridiplantae, Streptophyta, Magnoliopsida, Brassicales, Brassicaceae. The record is from the annotation of a GenBank genome assembly.